Nylanderia fulva is the source of this 2665-nucleotide messenger RNA. Lineage: Eukaryota; Metazoa; Arthropoda; Insecta; Hymenoptera; Formicidae. The record is from RefSeq and is a predicted model, not a curated record.
UUUUAGAAAUAAAUUAAAUAAUGGCGAGUAGUAUAAUGAUAAAAAUUUCAUUCUUGUUGAAUAUCGUUUUGUUAACUUUGAACAAAAGCGAGCAAAUUCUAUGCUCUGAAAAUAAUACGUUAUUGGAGACCAUGGGUGAUGCUAUUUUAACUGUCUUCGUAGACGUCAAUUACGGACAAUAUUGCAAUAUAUCGUCAUCCAAGGGUCUCCAGCAAAUCUCGACGGUACUGGAUGUGGUACGAACUUUAAAUCAAUAUGAUUAUGUACCGGAUAUGAAGUUGGGGGUAAGAGUACUCGACACGUGUCACGACAAGAUUAUAGUGUUCAAACAAAUCUUGAGACUGAUACUCGAGCAAAAUUGUGCAAACUAUGAAAUGGGUGUACUGGUGCCAUCCGAGUACAGUUCCAUGGUGAAUUUUUUUCACGAUUAUUCAGACGAUCUACCGAUCGUCGCUUACGGGGAACCAAAUUUCACGAUGCCCACGAUCGACAUCUUGGCGCACUAUCUGAGUACCGAGUACGAGGUCAUCGAUCUGGUCCACGCCAACCUAAGUUCAAUUCUCAAGCGUUUUCUGGAAGUCACCAGAGAUGUUGGUGUAUGCGUGAAGCGACAUGACAGGUACGGGAACAUCGCGGAAGAGGUGGUAGUAGCGAUCGGCGAGAGAGAUGACAUACAACGAUGGCUGGGAGAGAGCGAGGACUCGAAGGAUAUCAGUGGGAAAACGUGGCUCCUGCUGCCGCUCGAUAACUCGGAUAUUGAUGAUCUUUUACCACCUGGAUCGUACGUUGUCAAACCGAAAACAUCUGACUUCGAUCUCAAUAAAUUCUCAAACGUAAACGAAUUCCUAGAGAAGACCGGAGACUCCAUGAACAACUCGCCGUAUCUCCUGGGCAUUGGCAAGGCUAUCGUCGAGCUAGCAGAAGUUUUCCAGGAAGUUCAGAAAAGAGGUUGCCCAACUGACGAUGAUAAUGACGGGAGCUACGAGGAAAACUGCGUUACGACGCCAUUUCGUUCGCAAUCGCAGCGGGAAAUACGCGAUUCCGAUGUCUACGAGGCUUUGCGGAUGCAACCGAGCUCGCACUCGGUGAGAUACGCGAUCGCCAUGAAGACGCGUCAACACGAGCUAGUCGACGUCGCUCUCUACGAGAUCGAGGUGUCCGAGUUGCGCAUACUUCCCGCGAAACUGACAUCCGGAAUGCCGGGUCUCUGUCUAGAGAGUCUCAUCGAGAAUUGUGAGAACUGCGCGAAUUUCCAGAAACGCUCCGAGGAACGAAAGGUCAUCACGAAAGAUGUCAUCAGUAGAAACAUCUUGAAGAACAGCGUUUACGUUCCUAUUUUCCUGAUCGCCGUCGUAUGCGGCACGCUUGUAUGCUGCAUCAUUGUGAUCCUCAUCGUUCGUCGUUUCGGAACGGAAGAGACUUUCGAUGGCAAUCCGACCUUCACGAUCGUCCUCGUCCUGGCAAAUAUAUUUACCCUGCUGACGGUGCUACCCUUCUGCUUCGCGGACGAUUAUUUCGGCGCGCAGAAGCUGAACGCCCGAAAAAUUCUUCACGCCACUCUCGCGUUCGGCUUCACAUUCUCGAUCAUGCUCUCGAGAGCACUCUUUCUGGCCCUGUCCGCGAAUGAUAUUUUCGUCGCUCACAUCAACGGAUAUCUACACAGUCUCAUGGCAUUCUUCAUGUUCGGCGUGCAAGUUGCCAUUUCUGUCACGUAUUUCGUUUUGAACACGAGAAACUCAGCUGUGAUUGCCAGGAGUCCAAUUUUUAUUGCAUUAUUGGGAUAUGAUAUAUUCCUAUUACUCUCAUUGUUUAUCGCUUCCUGCUCCAUCAUCCAAAUACAACGCAAUUAUUAUGAGGGAAAGUGCUUCUUCAGCACUGCUAUCGGUCUGCUGGUAGUAUGGACAAUAUGGCUAAUCUGUUUUAUAGUGAUGCAGUCAAAGAAUCGUGACACAGUUGUCUGCUUCGGCAUAAUUGGCACGGCCUAUUCUAUAAUUUUUGGUAUUUUAAUACCAAAAAUUUAUUAUAUGAUCACACCCCUAUUUAGGAAGAAAGAUAUCGUGCAAAGAUUCAAUCAUGUCAAUCUACCGACCGAUUCGAUCGCCAAGCAGUCAUGUUCCUCCUACGAGUAUAUUCAUCCAGUUCGAGAAAAUCAGAUUUUACGGAUGUCAACAUAUUCAGAUUAUUACGGCAAUCUAAAUCCUAACUCGAAACGUCUCGAUCGAUGUGAAGGUCCACAUCACCGUGAAAUGUCUGGAUAUGGUAAUCAUGGAUUUCAGACGGAAAUGAAGGAGACCGAUGCUGUUCAUGUCGCACCGCGAAUAUGCAUCGAGUCUCUAAGAAAUCUCGAAGUAGCAUCAAAUAAUGUCAUCUACGCGCAGCCAAGGAUCUAUAAGUCUCGGAGGAUAGCUCUAGGAGAAAAGAGCAAUGCAGAAGCCAUUUGUGAUAGAGAUAAUUCCUCACCUACUCUCAGAAUAUACAACGAAAUUUAUCCCAUGAGAUACGCCAGUCCAACGAAUAUGAUAAGGGAGCAAAAGAUCGAUGAGGAGGACGAGAAUGAAGACGAAGAAAAUGAAGAACAAAAGUAUCCAAGAGAGGACGAAGAUUUCAGUUUUACUCGGCUUUGAUAAAUUUAUUUAAUUUAGUAUUCAUACUGUGCUAUAUAUGA